AUGGGGAUCCUGCCCAGCCGGGAGAAGCCGCUCAGCGCCGCACCGUUGGCCGCCGUCCCCGCGCCGUCCCCAUUUCCCACACAGGCAGCCCCGGGCGGAUUCCAGGCGCUCGCCCUGUGUGAUUUCCCCUCCGGGACGGGCGCGACCGCUGUGCUGAGAAUGGGUGAGCAGCUCCGCGUCCUCUCUGAGGAUGGGGAGUGGUGGCUGGUGGCAUCCCAGGUGUCCGGCAAGGAGUGCCUCAUCCCCAGCAGCUGCGUGGCCAAAGUGCGGCACAGGUGGCUGUACGAGGGCGUGAGUCGGGAGAAAGCGGAGGAGCUGCUGCUGCUGCCGGGCAACCACAGCGGAGCCUUCCUGAUCCGUGAGAGCCAGACCCGGAGAGGCGGUUUCUCACUGUCGGUGCGGCGCACUGAGCUCGCCUCAUGGGAUGCAGUCACACAUUACCGCAUCCACUGCCUGGAGAACGGCUGGCUCUACAUCUCGCCCCGCCUCACCUUCCCCAGCCUGCAUGACCUCGUAGACCACUACAGCGAGUGCGGGGAGGGUCUGUGCUGCACCCUCAGGGAGCCCUGUGUCACGGAGACGGCAAAGGCAGUGCCUGCUCUGGUCCGGCCUGCCGUGGUGAAGAAGCCAACGCUCAACUGGGACAAGAUUGACAGCUCCGUCCUGCUCUCAGAGGCUGUGCCACCUCCGGGGGAGGGAGAGGAGGACUCCCCCAUCAGCCUGGGCCUGCGGGAAGCCAUCAGCUCCUACCUGCUGCUGACCGAUGGUGUGGAUACAGAGACUGGCCCUGUGAGGAAGGGGGCGAAGACCAGCUGAGGGCGCAGCCGCCACAGCCCCGGGAUGGGCACCCAUGCCUGCCCCACCGUGGGCUGCUGGGCCCUGAGCAGCACUCAGAGGGCACUGCAGAGGCUGCAGCCCUGCAGUGAGGGCACACGGCUGGCGGUAGCCACGCUGACAGUGGUGCAGCUUCUGCAGGAGCUGGGACAGAGCCCAGGGCUGGGGCUGAGCCCAUGCAGAGGCACGGCCCCACAAGCUCCAGGCCCCACAGCACACGUGGGGCUCCAUGCAGCACAGAACCUGGGCCCCCAGAGCCCCACAGACACGUUUAAAGCUUUACCUCACCCAUUAAACAGGAUCACGCAGGGCACACAGCAGCACCUGUUUGCAAUCUCUUAAUUAAGGGUUACAGGGGGGUAAAUUCAGCACCACCGCACUGAGGCACACAGAGCAGCCCUGCAGCUCGGGCAGCCUUUGCUUUGACCACGUGCUUUGACCACGUGGGAGCAGGGACAGCGCGGCAGUGCCACACCAAACCCAGCAGUGCUGUAAAGACAUCAGAGCAGUGCCACGGCUGACAGCAGCCCCCCAUUGCACACAGCAGUGACACAGGGCCUGGAAACCUCUGCUCUACCCUUUCAGAGCUCACAGAGGCUGCUGUGGCAGCACCCGACCCACUUCCUGCCCCUGCCACGCUCCGCUCUCCCCAUUUUCAUGUCUCACUGCCGGGCUCAUGCAGCCCCUGCGCACUCUCGGUUCCCCAGGUGCAGCCCAGGCAGGGGUUUCCUCAGGCCCUGCUCAGCUCCACCCCCUUUGCCCCCUUCUGCUCCCAUCACCCAGAUCUCAUCUCCCCUGUCCCCCUGGAUUUUAAAUACACGAAAGGAAUGCUGCAGGCCGAGGAGCCGUCGCUGCACAGCUCAUCAUCCACACAGCAGCAGCAGGCUUCCCAGACGCCGUUUGAGUGGUUUUGACCACAGACACAAAGAAAACCAGUUAUUUUAUUGAGUCGUUAAUUGAAACAAAGACAUUGCUAAGACUUAACCAACAAAAACCUAUUUAUUUAUUCCAAACACCAAGAUACAGAAGUUUUCAAGUUUUGCAAAUAUUGCUCCAAAGCAAAAUCCUAUAUACAGCGCCCUCAGUUCUAAUAGUGCAUCAACAAAGACAAAUACAUAUCCACAGUGCAAUGUUUGCUCAUUUCAUCAAGGCUCCACGUUGCAUUCACUUACCAGUGAUUUAAAGAACACAAAGGUGACCUGCCAGACCCCACAGCCAGCCCAGGCUACGAAAUAACGAUGCGGAAACUUACAGAAACAGGGACAAAAUGAAUCCAAAGCACAAUAAAGAACCUUUCCUGAACAUGAGAAACGCUAGUCUAGUUUAAAUAAAUACUUCCAG
Molecule: messenger RNA, 2175 nt
Organism: Lagopus leucura (white-tailed ptarmigan)
Lineage: Eukaryota; Metazoa; Chordata; Aves; Galliformes; Phasianidae
Gene: SLA2
Product: Src like adaptor 2
Exons: 6
Coding region: 1-816 (271 amino acids)
Molecular function (GO): protein binding
Source: RefSeq, a predicted model, not a curated record